AUGGCUUUUCCCGAAAACUGUAGACCCGGUCUUUCUUUCAAAGAGGAUGCUUUUCAUCUAGAUUCUCGAGCCGGGACUGGCACGUCUUCCUCGGGUGUGGAGGCUGGCACUGGCUGCCUUUCUCGCCUCGACGGCGCCGCCCGCGUAAACGAGGGGGGCGUGGAGGAGGGGGAGGCGGGAGGCGUUCUUGAGAGCUUCAGCAGGCCUGCCAGCCCCAGCGUCGCUUCUCUGUCGCCUCGGACUGUAGACCCAAGCUGUUACUCUCUCUCGCCUGUCUCACGAACUUCGCCCAGCCCGCAGUGCCCGGGGCCGACCGGAAGCUUUUCUCCUAGUGACGCCGGCGCGGACGCGUGCUCCCCGCCGUUCAGUCGCGAGGACGAGCUGUGUCCGCCGCCUCACGAGUCUCCGGGGGAAGUCCGCCGCGAGGCGCACUGGGCGAGCCCCCGUCGCCGUGUCGCUGGCCAUGAGCCUUCCUUGGAGGACAAGCGGGAGGCGGUCCGCGAAGCGCCCUCGCGCUCGCCCUUCUCGCUCCCUUUCCGCGUCCUCUUCUUUUUCUCUUCCUUCAUCAAGGAAGCGUUCGUGUCGUCGCUGCGGCGCAUCGUUGUCGGGCCCCUCCUAAAGGAUCUCGACGAACAGCAGCUGCACGUCGCCCUAGGCAAACGAGAGGUCAGCGUCUCCCGCGUUCAGGUUCAAACCGCCGCAGCGAAUCAGCUGCUUCGCCAGGCCGGAGUGCCUCUGGAGAUUCGUGAAGUCUAUGUCGAGCGAAUCCAGUGGCUGGUGCCGUGGCGGCUGCGUCUGAAGGGAGUCCACGCGGCCGUUGAGGUGCUCGCGUCGAGCGACGGCGACCCCCUCUCCCCCCACAACUCCGGUUCCCCUGCAAACUGCCUCUGCCCCGCCUGCGAAAAGACAUCAGUUCAGACUCACUCUCAAUCGGCAGCACGAAACGGAGAUGCCUCCUUCGAGGAUGACUGCCGACUAAAUACAGUCAGCUCGCGUUGUGACAACUCAGGCCGUGGAGACCCCACGCGCCACACGGCCGGUGGUGACCUCGGUGCGUGUCCGCCAGUGCUGCGCGCGGCGCAGCGGACUGUCUCGGCAGACAUCGACCGGAGAGACUCGAACGCCCCACUGACGGCAGCGCGAGCGGACGCGCCCUCUCAAGAGGUCCCUCGCGGCGAUGUACGGGGGGACAGUCCCCACCGCGGGCGCGGGCUGAGCCACGCGCGUACCUCCCGAGAGCCAAGCGGCGUCUGCUUGCCGCACGCGCGCUCGUCUUCGGUCGCUCCACGCCAAUCCAGCGGACAAGGGUACGGACGCAGAGGGGACCAGAUGGGCAGAGAGAAGGACGCAAGGGACCAGGGCGCAGCAGCAGCGGCAGAGCGUGGCGCGGCCGAGGGGGGCGCCUGCACCAUGGAAGACAUCCUCAAAAUGCUGCGGCGCGCCAUGCAGAGCGCUGUCAGCGCUCUUGAUCUCUCAGUCGAGGACGUCACUGUCUCCUUCUUCGUGCCGUUCCCGAGGCCAGCCCGCCCUCGGGGCGCCGCCGUCGCGCAGACGCGCGAUGUAGCCUGGAGGGCGGUGCCCGCCGUCCAGCAAAGUCUCGCCGGAGGUGGGCCGACCGACGCGCACUACGGGCCGACCUGGCCAAGCGCCGAUCCGUUGGUGCCGCCGCUGCCUGCUGACAGCGUAGCAAAUCCUGAACGAGGUGAACUGCCGAGAAUGUCGAUUGAGGACGGCGGGCCUGUUCGAGAGCCGGCGGGCGCCUCCGCCGGGGUCGUCAAGCCCCGCGACCGAGAGAAGGGGCACUGGCUUUCUCCACGAACCAGAGGCGAGUCGCGGAGGGAGAGGUGCAGCAUCGAAGAAAGUGAAGGCGGUCGCGGGUGGGUGCUUCGCUUCCACGUCGAACUUGUUCGCGUGUGUGAAGUGCAUCAGGAGGGGAGCAGCGUGCGUCUUCAGAUCGACGGCCUGAGCGCGUCGCUCCUUCCGGAUGCAUCCUCGCUCAUCCCGCGUCGGUCCCCGCGCAGCGCGAAGUCGCCCUCGCUCCCCACAGAGGGUUCGCCGGAAGCGAAGGCCGGCGCGGAGGGCAGCUGGAAGAGGUACUUCCAGCGCAGUGCCUCGCGCCCGCGAAGCUCGAAGGAGGUGGGCCCCCGCGCGAACGCAUGCGCCAGCCGACAGAGGCUCUGCGGAUCUCGCGGGCCGACUCGCGGAGACCCUGCGCUGGUCCGCAGCAGUGCAGAGGGCCUUCGGAAGCCGGAGGCCUGCGCGCCUUCGAGCCAGUCGCCAGAUGCCGCCAACACACCGUUGCACUGCGUACACCGCAAGUGGCUGGACGCGCCGGGCGACCUUCUAUUUGUCACGAAGCCGCCGAGUCGCGGCCCCGAGCUCUGCUGCAGGCCCUGGGUGGCUGCGGCGUCGCAGGGCAAGUGCCCGUCGGCAGGCGCCUGCGAAACGCCGACGCCGCGAAUUGUUCGAGGCGCCUCCUCGCAGACGCCCCCCGUCUCCAACCCGCUUCUUGCUUACUUCUUUCCUCGCGAACGGCCGUCGUCGUCUCAGGCUGAGAAGGAGGCAUCCGCGUCGCGUGCGCCCGGACCGCGCCCUGCUGACAGAGCCUGGGCAGACGCGGGCGGAGUAUCGGAUGCUGACCGUUCCCCGGGUCUGCCUGGAUGCGGGGCGGGCCUACAGGCAUGUCGUGAAGAGAUGGCGGAAGCCGGUUUCUGCAGCGAGGAAGACAUACGCUUGCGCCGGAUAGCUCUCGACGAGAGGCCCCUAAACCUAACUGAGCCGUGGGUGCGCGCGACGCGAAGCGCCGAAGCGCCAGAAAACGGCGCCACCCUCAGCUCGGGCCCUCCAGGAGGCGCACUGGAGGAGGGUCAGGCAACCGCCGACCCUGCCGAAGGCGACGGGGACGAAGACGAUCUCCCUCCCGAGCCUUCGCCUUACUCGAUAUGCGGCGUCCUGCAUAUUCGGCCGAACAAGGGACUGCAGCCGAUGUCGCCGUCGUCGCUUCAUCGCUCCUGCGUUCCGCCGGGGGGCGCAGGAGGCUCCGCGUCCUCAGCGGCAUGCAACGCACCCGUGUGCAGCUGCGUGGCGCAGGCCCUGGUGUCGGCUUCGCCUGGCCGCACUGCAUUCGACGUGGUGGUGGAUGCUGGAGACGCCGCUGCGUGUUCCGUGGCUCGACACGCCCUGGGGCCUUUCAGCACGCUCCGCAGCGUGGGCGGCGGACUCGACAAAGAAGCAGUGACCUUCACGCCUGCGGGUUCCUCCGCCGAGUUCUCUCCUUCUCCCUCGCACUUCGCGGCUGGACGUGAGCCCAUCGCGGCGCAUCCCGAGCUUUCUUAUGGAGGCGAGCUGCCCAACACCUCUCUCUCCGCUUCAGCUUUCUUUCCGCCGCCCGCGCCUUCUCUGCAGCCCCCUGCGCUCGCGGGCCAACUGCACCCAGUUGUCAUGGCGGCAGCCGUCGCGGCGCGGGAGGCCUCGGCGUGUCGGCGGUCGCUCCAGCGAACAGAGGAGAGACUCGCAGGCGACGGCCUCGAUGACGGCUCAGAGCCGCGCGAGCAGGCCUUCGCCUCAGGCGCGGCCUCGUCUCGGUUUUCCCAUUCAGCUCUGCCGAGCCCUGCGGGUUUGCCUGCGACGGUUGCGGAGGCUGCGAGGGAGGCGGCGGCGCUCGCUGGGCUCGAGUAUGCCGUCAGCCUCGAGUUUCCUCUCUUCUUCACGUGCAUCAGCACGCAGCAAGUUUGCGAACUCGCGCAGCUCGUUGACAGAGUCUCGUCGCUUUUUCAGCCUGCAUUGCCCACUUCAUGCCGCACUUCGUAUUCAGACGACUUGGCGGCGGAAGGGGCCGAGAACGCGACACAGCAGACUGCAUAUUCACCGGCGCCGUUUUUUGCCCGCGGGUGCGAAGACGGAGACGAGGCUUCAGCAUUUGCUACGAGCGUUUUUGAAAAGGAACGCAAGGCGCAGCGGCGACGGCCGUCGCACUCCGGCUGUACUGAGCAGGCCGCUGCGGAGGAUGGAGAGGGCGCCAAGGAAGUAAGCGAUCUCACACGAGACUGCGGCACGAUACAGGAGGCGUGCGUGGUCCGAUGCAGCGACGGGGAAGAGAUACUCGGGGGUCAAUGCGCAGUGGAGAGGGGAGGCGACUGCCACGCAGACAUCCCCCCACGGCUGACGGCCCUGGACACAAGUCUGCGGACUGGGCAGCGGGGCGUCGGCGAGCAGGGAGGCAGCCCAGAGAAUGGCGCAGCUGCCGUUCAGAGGGAGCCUGUGUCUGGGGAGCCGAUCGCUAGGGCCUCUGUUGAUCAUGGAGCAGAGGAAGGCGACGACCCUCAAUGCCGCACUGCUAGGCAGUUGGGGAGCGUGGAAGGUGCCCAGGAGGCGUGCCGUUUGCGAGACCGUGGGCGCAGUGUGGAAGGAAGCGCCUCGGGAGAUCAAAAGAAGAUCCUCUCUGCUGAGGAAACCAGGAAGGGAGACGGGCAGCUAGACAUCGAACAUACCGGGAGAACGGGCGAAGGCGCGAAGCGGCCCGCUUCCGCAUCUCUGUCGCUUCAUUCACCUCUCUCUGACGACGAUAGAGUGCCAUCGUCAUCGCCAAUUGCGGCAAAAGGUGUGGAAGAAACAGGCAGCAUGUGGAUGCGGCUGGUCAGCUUCGUCUCGGCGGCGACAGGCGGCGCGGCGCCGGCCGAGAGAAGUGCCUCAAAAGGGGCCGUGUCUUCCCAGCCGUCAGACACCGCGAGAGACAGCGACCCAGGCUGUACGCUGUCGCGCCUUGCGGGUGCGAAAGGGACCCCGGAAGAGCUCGAGGCGCACCGCAGUCCCGCGUCUGUUUUCCCGCCUUUGUCGGGAACUCUGUGUGGCGAAGAAGUCUUAGCGAGCACUGCUGGCGGCGCCCUGUUAUGCGACGAUGAAUUCCGUUGGUCAGGAGAUCUGGCCGGCGUGCCCGCGAAGGAGAAAAGCUUGUUUUCGUCCUUGUCACUCAGUGUCGACUGCGCGUCCGCGCCGGGACUUCAGAAGCCUCAGCAGGAGCCUGAAGAGGCGGCAAACCCGAGCCGUUCGUUGGCCAGGCGGAAGGGUGCGGGAGAGACUGGAGGCUGCCGAGACGCGGUGGCGUUUCGCGCGCAGGGGGCGGUGGUGGGAGAGCGGGGGAGCGCCAGAGACAAGAGUAGUAGCCUUGAGGGCGAGCGGCCGCACGAGUGCUGUGGGUCGUGGGGGCCACGAGGCAGGCAACAGGCUGCCCCGGACGAUCCCUACGAGCUGAGGCGCCCCUGUUUGGCUGCGUCUGAAGCUGGCGGUGAAGCCGGGGAGCCUCACGAAGCAGAGGAGUGGAGGCGCGCGCAGCCGCGCGGCGAAUCUUUCGAAGGCAGGGCGCAAACGGCGGGUUCAUGCGAACUAGCCGGAGCGCCUGUCGCGCCUCCUCUCCCCGUUGCGUGGGUCGUGCAUGUGGAAAUACGGCAGGUGUACGUACACCUGGUGCUCUCGGAGGCGUUUCGGGCAUCGGUCGUUUUGCAAGAUCAGCGACGAAGGCCCGCGUCGUCCGCAGGGGGUUCUGGAUCUGUGCAGAAGCUCAGGGGUUCGUUCGCCCUCCCCGCCGCCGCAAGCGGAGACAAAAAUGGUCGCGCGUUCAGCGGUGUCUCCCACCUCUUGUCCUCCUUCACAGGCCUGGCUACUCCCGCGGCGCUGUCGCGCGGGCCGGCAAACGAUCUGAACCAGGCGUCGCUCUCGAGGGUUCAAGGGCCGCGGGUCGACGUGCCUCCUGCGGACUCGGGGGCGAAAGAGAGGCGCGGCCGGCGGCCGUCUUGGCUGAGGCGAUGCACUGCAGAGGCACGCGUCGGGUGUCCCAUCCGCCCCGCUGCGUCGCCCUCCUCGACGGUAGCUCCAUUUGCCGCGUCCGUGUCCGCUACUACAGCGGCGCCUGGGACGGGGCGCGGAGCUGCUGGAAGCGUGACGCGGCUGAUGCUAGGCGACGGCGGGAUGUCGCGGCGAGCUGUCGUCCUCCUGGUGCCUUACCCGACCACGUCGUUUCUCUCCCUGGUGUCGCGGGACCUAGCCUGCACUCUCGUCUCCUCGAUGCCGGCGGGCCUGGUCGACGCAGCCGCGGCGGCGGCGGUGGCCGCGGCCGCGGCGCCUCCGACGAAGCCUCGGAGCUUGGCCUCCGCGUGCGCCACUCGUCUCUCUGGCUCGGCGCAUGCUGGCCGUGCUCACGCCUGCUCCCAGUUUUACUUCCAUGCCUGCCAGUCGCCGUCGCCGCCUUGCGCAGCGCCGGCGCGCGACCGGCGCAGCUCCCCGUUCGCAGCGUCUCCAUCCGAGCGACGGUCCUCGCAGUCUCCAGGGCGCGGCUCGGGCCGCGGGAGAGGCGGUGCGCGCGAGUGGGCGCAGGCGCCGGGCUUCCAAGACGACGCUGCUUUCCGUUGCGUGCGGGUCGCGAGGGAGAGAUCAGAUGGCCGUCUGUUUCCUACUGGCUAUACGCGAGACGCGCAGGGACCGACGCGGGGGCGCGAGGCGCCGCAAGCGGGGCCGCGAGGGGUUGGGCCCUUUGCAGGCUCCGAGGGAUUGGCGGAGGCGCACCCCCGUGCGCCGACCUCGUGGAGCGCGGAACGCAGUGACAAGAGCUUCCGCCCCGCCAUCCACCCGUCGGCGUCUGGUGCACGCGGCCCUGCUGCACUCUGCGCGACUUGGCAGGCCUCGCCGUCUCUCGGGGCGCUCUCGCAUGAAGCGUAUUCGCAGCACCCGUGGAUCUCGUCGGUCUCUUCUGGCGCCGAUCCCGCCGCGGCCGCAACCGCCUGGCACGUACUCGUCGCCACUGGCCCGUGGGGCGUGGAGAUGCAUGUUCUGCGGAAGAAGCCGCCUGCGCUGACGCGAGUGGGCGCAGGCGCGCUGGGCGACUCCGCGCGCCGACACGAGGAAGGGGGUGCGCGGAGGAGACCGCGCCCGCAUAAAUCGUCAGGGACGGAUGGAGACUCGCUGGCAGCCAGCGGAGCUGCGUGCCCACAGAACAACCUCGAGCCGGAGCUGCGAACCCCCGCGGCCGAUGGGAGUCGCAUCUCGGGAGAACCAGAUCGAAGUCUCACGCCGAGAGAGGCAUCAGAAGCCCGGUGCACGCGGCCAAGAGAUCGAGGCAACCUGGGCAUGGAGGGCAUCGAGGCGCGGAGGCAAAGGACUCAGCUAACGGGGACCAAAGCGGAAGGCGAUGUCUACGCCCGACAGACGGAAGCAAUACAGGCAACGACCCCGCAGGGGCGAGACGAACUCACGCAAGCAGGGGGGCGUGGCCAGUCAAUCGAACGGAUCGAAGACCGACGGAGGGAUUCGCACGCGCGAGACGCGAGUGGAGGAAAAGCCGACAAAUCCAUCACCAGCGGCGACCCUGUAGCGCACGACGCAGGCGUGUGGAGUCCGCCCGCGAAGGCCGCUGAGGCAGCCACUACGCCAGGCGCGCCCGCAGAGGGCGGCGAAGAAGCUGGCAAAGGGCCUGAGCACUCGCCAUCGGCUCGCCACGGCGGCGAGGGGUUGGCGAAGGUGCCGGGGGUCACCUCAGGGCAGCCGCCGACGUCCGCGGCCUCUUCGCGCUCGUGUGCCGCUUCCUCCGUCUCCUCUUCUUCCCGGGAACGGCCUGGGAAGGCGCCUGAGCAAGCAAAGGAUGGCGGGCUCCGGGGCAAGCAAAGGUCGCGAGCAGAAAGGCGCGCGAAUGCCGGCGCCGGGGGUGCGAGACAGCGACCCGACGCACUUCAAACGCGAGACGCAGACGCGGAGCCAGGGACUAGCGAGAGCGACAAGAGGCACGUGGCUGUAGCGGAAGGAAGCGAAGGCGCCCUAGGCGGCAGGGACGAAGAAACGCAACGAGCAGAACCCACGCGAUCAGUGACAGCUGAGGCGGCCAAGGCAGUCGAAUGUGGUAUCUCUCCAUCUCCGCUUUCGCAAGGUACCUCAACCUCCAGCAACUUGCCUCGGCGGGCAUCAGGUACACAGCCUCCCGGCGCAGGAGGAGCGACAGUUCGCCGGUCAAAUGAAACUCUGACGCUGGUGCGAGGCUAUUCCGACGUAGUGGAAGAUAUGGCGGAAUUUUGUGAUUGCAUUGACGAGGAUACAGCACACGGGGCGAGCAGACUCCAGGCGCCCCUGGUUAUUCCGCGUCGAUCCACGGCCGGCGACCGAACCCGCAGCGCCUCGCCGCCGCCGGUCGCGCCCACGCGGCGGCCUGAGCUCCACAACGCCAGCGCAACGCACAGCUCCGAAUGCAGCAAAGAAGAGAGUAUACGCGGAUACAAGCGUGCAUGCUUGGAGAGGAUACACAUGUCUCUGCAGGCCGCGCCACCAGAGCGCAGAAAGCGAGUGGGGGGUCGGUGGGGAUCUGGGGAGUCUCCGCCUCAGCGCGGGGGAUCCGCGUCAGGCCGGGGCACGAGUUUGAACCACCGAGGGGUGGCGGAGGAUGUGGAGAGCGGCGAGGCCAGCAGCGCGUUUGCCAGCGCCGCGGAGGAGGGCGAGGAGCUUCUUGAUGAAUUUGAAGAGAGCGACGGGUGGGGGACGCCGCGCCCGAGGGCCGGAGGGAGCCUCCGCGGCAGGCGGGAGGGGGUCAUGGCGAAGGUUGCGCGCAGAGCUGAAGGCGCAGACGCGAUCACGAGGCGGCGAAGAUCGCCGAAACGCCAUCCGCGUGCGCCCGGUCGGGGGUCCUCUUUGCCCGCCUCCAGCGCCGACGAGUGCCUCUUUUUCGAAGUCCUUCUUUUGCUUGUCGCUCUCCCUACGGUGCCGCCACCGCCCGUCGCUUCCGCUGGUGAACGCGACGCGGCGAACACAGGUGUGGCGCGCGGUUCGGUCUUCACAGAUAGAAACGCAUUCCGAGUUUCAAAGUCGCGCGGCGCAGGCUGGGAGGCUGCAGACGCUGCCGCGGAGUUCUACGCCCCCCUCUGGGCGAGUGGCCGUCAUCCGCCCAGCGAGUGCGUUGGAUCCUCCCGAGGACGCGACGGGUCGACGGAGCACCCGAGGCACCGCAGGGGUGAGAGUCAUUCUACUUCGGCGAGCGCAGGAACCAGUUUCUACCCGCCGCCACACGCGCCCGCGGAUGCCGCGUUCCCACAUGGCAUGGCUCGACAGUCUCGGCACUCGCCCGUUUCGUCGCCGUGUCGUGCCGCUCGCUCUCGCUGUACGGAAGCGACCGCCGACGCGCCUCUCGCGAGUCGCUUUUGUGACGCUCCCUCAUGCUGCGGGGACCUGCGUCACGCACCCUUCGCGUGCUCGUCGUCACCUGUGUCCAUUCCGCCGACGCUUUCGCUCCUUCCGCUUCCCAUGCCGUGCGCACAAGACGACGCAUUUUGGGCUGCUCACGAGCUGCCGCCGCCAUGCGACGGCGGACCUGGAGGCGUCUGCUGCUGCCGGACAAGCGCCGCGCUCUCGGCUUCUCGCGCGCCUCCUGCGGGGUGUUUGCCGUAUGGGCGCAGUCGCGGGGAAGGCGGAACCUGCGCCGGGUGCGCGUGUGCGACUCGCUGUUUUGAUUCGAAUCUACCGAUGGGGAGUUCGUCGCCAGCGAGGCCUGCACCCUGCGAGGGCGGAGCGAACCGACGCCUGGUGCCGCUAGGCUACUCAGACAGAGAGAGACUCGGCACGGCAGAGAGCAGGCGCGCCCAUCGCCACGCGCGGCUGCUUUCCGGCGCGACCACACGGGGCUUCGCGGAGGCGUCGAGGUCUGGGCUAAGUGCCACGGCGUGCCACGGGCCUCCCAUGGCGUUCCUGUCUCUCUCGUUCUUCCCCAGUCCCUCUCAGUUUCCAGCAAGCCCGCAGCUGCCGGCGCCCGCGCGCCCUGCGUUGGCAGCCCCUCCCCUCCCUCCCGGCCCUGGGGGUCUGCGUGGAGUUCAGGGCUCGUCGUUGGAGGCGUCGCGUGCGCCGGCAGAGCCUCCGCCGGCGUUCUUUGCAGGGCACGUUGCGGCAUCUCGCCCAGUGCCUUGGGGAGAUGCCAGUCUUUCAAAUGCUGCGGCCGCCUGGCGGGUGUCGUCUUUGUCGCGAGGCGAGACCUGCGGUGGACAGGCGAGCGAGCCGGCAGGGCUCCUGCGCGAGAGAGGCGGCGAGGGAGGCAGCCGGCAAGCCCGCGAACAUAACACCUGGGCGGCCUUCUAUGAGGGGACUGGAGGCCUCGCUGGGUGGGGCACAGGGGCGUCGCGAGCGGCCGAGAGACGCGUGGUGAAGGCCUCGGGAGCGGACGACGCCGGAGCGGGGAGAGCGCUGCACUGUAGGGGCGCGCCAGACAUCGACAGAAACGCCUUUGCCCUCGAUGAGGAACUCCCCGACACUGCCCUGGCGCUGCCUUUGUCGCCACCUCUUCUGCGCGUGAGUCUGAAGCUGCAAGCAACCGCCGGCAACCUCUCGCUGCUCGCCGUCACAGAGCUUCUGGAGGCCUGCGAGCAGUUUGGCAGCAGCCUGCAGGCGCCGCCUCCCCUUUCCGGUCCAAGCGCGUCAGACGGCCUUCUCGCGUCUCCCUCGUUUGCCGCGUGGUGUCUUCGUCGUGACGCGUCUCCUGAUACUAGGAAUCUCGUUUGCUCGCCGCAACACAGGCGUCAGUCACCUCGAUCCUCAGAUCUCAGCGCGCCGCAGCCCGCCCCUGCGCGGGUGCCUCCUCCGCCUGCCGCUGUGGAUGCGUCUUCUGUCAGACCGAGCCCUCGCUCGGCAUUCCCUCCGCCAUCGGCUGUGCCUGCCACGCUUCCACCUCUGCCGCUCGCGCCGCUUCACGAGUUGUCCGCGGCGCCGCCGUCGCUGCAAAUUGAAUUUCGGCUCUCCGCACCGUGCCUGAGGCUGCACUUUGAUCUGGGGCCGUCGCAGGCAUUCCUCCGCCGGCCGCGGCCCCAGACGCCGCCGCUGCAGACCGGCCUGGCCGCCACGCCCUCCGCGGCGCUGGUGUGCGACCUGGCGGCGCUCAGAGUGACGGUCGACCCCGGUUUGCUGGCCUUAAUGCGGCGACGCAGAGAUGCGAUGCUUCCCGCUACGCAUUCGGCGUCCUUUCUGACGCCUCCGUGGGGUCGCAGCGGCGCCUCGGCGGGCACCUGUGAGCCCGGCGGCGGCGGGCGACACGCCCGACAAGGCGAAGGUGCUCGCUCGCCACCGUGCCUAGCUCCCGCUGUGUCGUACGCGUACGAGGCACAGAGGGAGCCGUGCCAGCCUCCUCGAGGGGUCGACUUGGAGUCGUUAGCUUCGCAGCCCCUCGACAUCUGCCACUCUGCCGAUCGCGCCACUGAGAGCGCGCUUCUUCUCGACAUUCAGCACGUCGGCCGGGUGUAUUUCAUUUAUCCGGUCGAUUCAACUCCUCACUUCCGAGUUGCAAAUCGGGGCGCGAGGCGACCCAAUCUUUUGGCGAGCCCUCUGCGCGGCCGCAAACCUUCGGAACGGAUUUCGCCGCCACCGCCGGCCUUCAUCUGGCAGUCGCAGCUGCUGUUUUCCACGUGCGUGUCCUCUCCAUUGGAGCCUCCGCAUGACGCACCGCAGCUUUCACUGCGGCACUUGCCUCCUCACCCGGCUUCGGAAGCGCCUUCGGAGUCUUCUGCGACAUCGCAUCCCUUUUCACGGUUUCGCUCCUCCGUGGCGCCGGGGGCGGAGAUCCGCCAUAGUUUCCCAGCAGCCCGAAGAGUGCCUGCCUCCGCGGCAAGGACCGAAAGAGACUGUUGGCGAGGAGACGCGCUGCGGGGAAACCCCGACGCGAGCCUGGCGGGGUCCGGACCCGAAGAAGGUCGUCCCCCCUUCCCCGCUUUCGCCUUCAACUCUGCGUAUCUGUUUUCGUCGCCUGAAGACGGAGGCUUUCGCCGGCCUGCGCGUGAGCCGUGCGAGGCCACUCGGGGCGACAUGGCGGCGCGAGGAGGCGCGCAUCUUCUGCCGCAGGCCCGCAAGGCGCCCUUCGGGCAGCCGUCGCAUGUGGCGUGUCUGGCGGAGCCCGACGAGUUUUGCACCGACCCCCGCGCGGCCAGGAGAGGCGCCGACACACCGCAGCUCGGAGUUGCGCUCGACCCGCUUCUCUCGGGUCCGCCCUCGCGCUUGGUCCUGCGGCUCGCCCGGCGUGCCGUGCUGCAACCUGAUUCCGACCAAGGGCAGGAACAGCACUCGGCGCGCAGUUCGCUUCCUGCCUGCUCGUCUGACUCCGCCGAAUCGUCGUCUGCGUUGGGCCCUCCUCGCCGGCGGACGUCCCCUAGCGCCGGCGGAGCGCGUCCGGCGCGCCAGCUUGCCUCGAGGCAGCGCGCGGCGCCGUCGCGCCUCGCAGCGGUUUCGGAGCUCUGGGCGAAGUCCCGCGACGCGGCCUUCUGGCCAGAGGCGAGCGGCGCUCUCCUCGCCGACGUCCACACUCGACAGAGCUGCAGCCACCCGCUCCCCCUGCCGCCUCUUGGGCGUGCCCUGUCUUGCGUGCCGGUGAAGAGCGCGCGGUGGCUGAAGCAGGACCCGCCAGACGGCCGCGCGCUCAGGGGCUCGAGCUGCACUUCCCUGAAUUUCUCGCGAGUGCGGCAGGGCGUCGCGCUGCAGCCGAAGGGGGCGGCGACACACCGGGGACCAGGCGCGGCUGCUGGAAGGCGCAGCGGUCGCCUCUCCAGUGAAGAGCGCUUCGUCGAGCCGGGGGCAGCCACAGCGCUCCUGAACGCGGACCCCUACACUCCGUUACAACCCCCCUUCCUGUCUUCCAGCGCCGACUCCCAGCGCCUCGACGUUGCCUCGUUGUUGGCGCGCCCGUUUCGUGGCGGGCUCGGCGGAGCUUGUGGGGGGUUGGGGGAUGUUCCCGCCGCGUGCGGGGAGGCAGACGCGUUUUGCGCGAGAGGGCGCGGGGAGGAUGUUGCCUCAGUCGACCAGGCGUCUGUCGCCUCCAGACUGAGACUGCAGGGCGAGGGGGUGGGUCGCAGGGCAGACGACCUUCGCACCCGCGGCGUCUCCUCCGACAAGCUGAGACGCGACAGGACUGGGCACCGGUUGCCCUCUCGCUGUCCGGCUGGCGCGCGCGGACGGGGUGGCGGAGACGAGUGGGCGGUUCUGUCGUGCGACAGAGUGAAUUACUUUUCUCUUUUCCGCGACACUCAGCACUCGCCAGCCUCGUUCGCGAGACGCAGAACGCCCGCCCGCGACCUAGACGCGGCCGGGCUUUCUGCGUCCUGCGUCCCCACGCUUCGGCGCCAGCGUCCGCUCACGCGCACAUCUUCUCUGAAUGUUUCCGCCGCGUCGAGGGGCCCUCUGGAUCACUCCCCGGCGUGCCCGCCAGUGGCCUGUGGUGCAGCAGGAGCAGCGGACGGGGAAGCAGACGGGUCCCCACGGAAAGGUUCCGCGUCGUCUGAAGCAGAGACAGGCAGCUGGAACCGGCCUCUUCAGGGCGCACGCGGCGUCGAGGUCCCACCGCAGCCAGAAGACGCCUUCGCGGCCGCCUGCGCGGGUUCGCGCGAGGAGAGCCACGGCGGCGAGGCUGAGGGGUUCGGGUCGGGCUGGGGGGCGCGUUUCGAGGGUCGGCUUGUUGAAGAAGAGGUGGUGGAAUGCGGGCUCUUUCUGCCGCUCGCGCACGCGUCCAUGGAGUUCGCGUCUCUGAUGCUUCUACUCGAGGCGUGCGCAGAUGUGGUCGGCGGCUUCAAAGCGGGGGCCGGCUGGCGCCGAGGCCAAAAAGCCUCGCCAGAGGCCGCAUACGCAGAGAGAGGCGACGCAGGGGCUGGAGACGAAAGCCGAGAAGGCACAGGCAGCCGCUGGAUAGACGGGGAGGGAGCAGAGGGUGAGGGGAAAGCAGGGCUCGAGAGGCGUCGCCACACACCUCGCAUACGCCCGAAGCCAGAGCGCGAACCCGCGAAUGGCGGCGACAUGAGCGGUCUCGAAGCGUCCACCUCAGAAGGGGAGUCCAUGGGAGGGGACAUGGGGACAGGUGAUCAAGUUCACGACACCGAGAAGCCCUUGCGGCCGCCGACAUAUACAGCUGCCUCUCCUUCAGCAGCACGGGAUGGCAGCGGCAGCCAUUUCUUGUUUUUCGAAAGGAGGCGAUCUCCUCCGCAAACCCCGCGCCUGCCCUCAUGGACGGUAGAAACUCCUGCGUCUUCCAUCGACGUGUCUGCGAUCGACAGAGUUCUCAUGAAUCGAUUCCACGUUUUCAUUGACGCUGCCGUCGUUGAGGUCGGCUUAAAUCCACGCGCAGCGCAUGCGUGCAUUGCGUCCCGCUCUGGGCGCUUGCCUCCUUUUUGCUCUCCGUAUUAUGCUGCCUCGUUUUCGUCCUCUUCUGCGGCUUCUGCGUGUUCAUCGUCUGGCGCGUGGACUUCGAGCGUUGGCCCCCAGAGGUGGGCAGCGUGCGGGAAAGCGGCGGGUGAGGGGGUGCCGACAGCCUCUCCCGCGGAGGCGACUUGGGAGGCUGAGUUGCUUCACAGUCUGGCGCAAACCAGCUCGCAAGCCUCACUGGGUGGCAGUCCCCGAGGCAGCUGCGAGCAGGAUGAUUCCUCUCGCAGCGUCUCGUUCAUGCGGCUCGAGUUCGGCCGCGUGCAGCUCCACGUGGGCGUCGGGCGGAGUCAAGAGCGAGGCGCGCCCAGUGCCGCGGGGGCGCGGAGUUUGUCAGGUUCAUGCGGCUGCGAUGAGCUUGAGAGAGAGGCCAGCGGAUGCCGCAGGAGUUUGCUGACGAGCGCGCUUCAGCGGCUUCUUUUCGGGCUGCCAGCGCGAGACACUCCACUCUCGUUCUCGGGUGUUGUCUCCCCCUCCGCGUGUCUUCUUCGGUCUGAACCGGCGCUUCUCGCAGUCGACGCCGCAGUUGGCAGUCUCGCGGUCUUUGGACGACAAGGAACGCCUCUCAUCUACACGUGGAGAGCUGCACUGUAUAGGGCCCACGCGACGGCUGGAGGCAGGAAAGGAGACCUGGCUGCUUCCUCGUCUCUCGGAUCUUCUCCCUCUCCAGACUUCAGACCGCCGACGCAGAGCUGCGCGACCGGGAACCUCGCAGGCCGCGAAAGUUCUAAAAGCCGGAAGCGCGAGGCAAGCGAAGAGGCCGAGGGCGAAGGCGUGUGGAGGAAGGAGCACGAUGCGGCCGCCGAGUACUGCGUCCUCGCGAACGCAUCUGCCGACUCGUCGGCUCCGCCCAAAGGCACAGACACGCUCUUGGGACCGCUCCAGCGCUCCUUCUCCUCUCUUUCUUCCGCGACACGUCAGGCCUUCUUUCCUGCGGCGCCGACGCACUCAGGCGGCGACCCGACGCGCAAAGGCUCGCGCGCCUUCUCUUCUUGGCCAACACCUGCGGCGGCGGCGACCUACGAGGAGACGGGAGUCAUCGUGAGGCAGACGAGCUUCGCCGGCAGCGUGGCGCCGUGCCCUGUGCGCGGCGAGCGGUCGGUGGACUCUUCGGGGCUCGAGGCAGCAGGCUCCGACGCCGAGAGGAGAGACGCGGGCUCCUUUGUGACCGCGCUAAAGCCGUGCAGUUCGCUAGCCUUCUCGGUGGAGGCUGAACUCUCGCGGGAGACAUGCGCCACGCUUCCGGUAUUUGGCGUUGCCUGGGUAAGCGAAGAGGCUCCCGACGGACUCGCCUGCGACGGAGCUGGUCGAAGAGAUGCUCCGGUGGCUCUUGGCAACACUGGGAAGGGGAAGGGCUGCGAACGCGCGACGGAGUCCCUACACGUGGGCGCGUUUUCCUCGAUUUCGACUUCCCGCUCCAGCAAGAAAAUUCUUACUCUUCGCUCGGUGGACCUCGCGCUCGGCUGGCUCGUUGGGGCGGCCGAUGUCCGCACUCUGGAGACUCUCAACGUCGUUCUCUCUUCGGCUCUGCUUCUCGCCGGCGCGCGUUCCUCACUCAGUCUUAGGGGAUUGCUGGUCGCUCCCCGCAGCGUCAGAGAUCUCGCGCUGACUUCACAUGCUGUAGGACUGGGGAGCCUUUCAUCCUCGCCUUCGUCUGUCGCCGGCCUGGAGGCCAGCCAGAAGGCGGCGUCGCUUGAGGGGGAGGGCUUCGUCGCGGAGUUCGGGCGCGACACGCCGAAUGCGUGGGAGCAAGGGACGAGGGGGGGAGACGAGGAGGCAGCGCCGGAGACCGGUGCGGUGCCAGUUGGCGAGGAGAAAUCGACCAACGCGCGCACCGCAGCGACGCCCUCCAGCGCAGCUGGCGGCCGAGAGGGGGCAGCGGCGGGUGGCGCUUGGCCUUCGCCGUCGUUGCACAACGUCCCGUCGUCUCAGGCUUCAGUUGAGUUUCGCUGGACACCCCUGUUCGCGCCUCAGGAGGUCUCGAAGGUGUCGGUGCAUCUCACGCGUUCCAUUCUUGUUCUGCCUCGUCCGCUCGGGUGGGCGUCGUUUCUGCAUGCGCGGAGUGCCCGCCGAUCGCUGCUGUCGACUCUGCACGCGCGCGAGGCUGCGCCGCCUCCGCCGGCGGGCGGACACGCGGGAGACGAGCCAGACACGGAAGACGACGCAGCCGAAGAGGAGCUUUUCCUGGGAUCGGGUUGGCUAUCCGUCCUCGAACUCGACGGCGUCUCCGCGACGGUGGCCUUCACGCGGCCAUGCGUGAGUCCUCUGGGAGCUGAGGCUGAAGGUCACUUUUUGUCCCGAGGGGAAGACGAUUCAUCGACCGAGCACAGCGCCGACACGCAGGGCGCAAGCAGCCAAAGCGACGCUUCUCCGAUGUGCGAAGCGGUGGAGUGCAAGUCAUCAGGCGUCGCGUCUUUCUUUACACCGCUCGCCGCAGCGGCUUCCUGCAAGCCGUUCUCAGCUGGCGGCCGGUCCCUCCUCGCGUGGCGGCUGCAGGACGCGAAGCUGUACAUCAUCGAUGAGGGGAGUCGCACGGCGUUCGCGUCGCCUCGUGGCGAGGCCUCUCCGGAGUCGCUGGCGUGCGGCGGGGGGCAUCCCGGGGAGCUGCAGAACGCGCAGGCCAUGAAGCUCCUCCGGUCGAUUCCGCUGCCGUCGCCGCUCCUUCCCCCGCGCAGCUGCUGCCCCGUUGAGCGGCUCGAGGCCUCGCAGAGCUUGCCGGAGCUCUGCGGGAGCCCGCGGGGUCGCGGCGGCGAGUUGCGCCGAUUCUCCCAGCCGCUGUGGCCGCCCCCGCACUCCGCCGCUUCUUUGGCUUCGGGCCGCCAGGAGGCGCGGCCUCGAGCUUCCGCUUUUGCCUCCAAGCGGGCGACGCAGGACCGCCGCUCGCGGCCAAAGCCCCCUCACAGCGUGGCGAGUCAGCAGCGGCGCCUGGGCGACGCGCUGUCGCCUCUAGUCGUUCGCGCUUCGGAGAUCUCUUCUGUGCUGCAGGCCAGCGGGCUCGUGUGCGUGGCGCGGGCGAGCGACUUCGAGGGUCGUGCGACCUCGUCGCCGUGUCUCGAACCCUUCCGGGGUCAGGCGCCGGGGCUUCUGCGGAGGCGGCACGCCCCCGAGACACGGCUAGCGGCCGCAGAGGCAGACAGCAGGCAGGUUAGGCCGCGUGCAGUCUGCCGGCGCCGCAUCCUCGGGGUCUCGGCUCACGUCGGGUUCUGCCGCCUCGCCUUCUGCCCAGACAGUCUGCGGUGUGUGGUGCGGGUACCGGUCGACCUCCUUUUCCUCCAGCGGGCCGCGCGCAGCAUGCAAGACGAAGUCGGCAGCUUCUUCCUCGCUGCUGGACAGGCACCGGCCGCGGCCGCGGCGUCGGCGUCUCCGCCCCCGCCAGGGCAGUCCUGCGGGUGUCUCCUCGCGGCGCUGGCGGCACACCGAGAGCGGGCGCAGACGCGACUCCCUCAUGGCGUCUGCCUCGCCGGCGAGAUCUACUCGUGGCUGCUCCUGCUUGGACUCCUGCAUCGCCGCCGAGCUGCGCCUGAAGGCUCGACGCCGAGUGCCGGAGGGGCCGGGGAGCCUUGCACCGAAAAGACUAGGGGAGAGGGAAGCAAGCGAAGUCCAAAUCGACAUGCGACUCAGCAAGGAACGCACGGUGCUCACGCGAAGGCAGACUGCUAUCCACCUCCGAGCUGCGCCAGGCAGCCAGCGAGCGAGACGUCGGCAGACGCUGGAGUGGCAGCAGGACGCGCACAGACCUCCACACACGGCCUGGCUCGCGGCGGAGCACAGUCGAGCGCGGCACGCGCCUCGCUUGCGACGUUGUCUUCGCGUAUGAGCUCUGCAUUGCCUCACCCGGCGUUCUCGCUUGGGCCGCCGUCAUCCAGGGCUCCAGCUGAUGAAGCGACGGAUGCGAGAGAGCCUGCGGAGGCAGCGGAGACGGCGGAGGCAGGCGGACGCGUAGUCGGCAGCGGCUUGCCGGGUUCCGUGUCGUCGUUUCACAGGGACAAUCUUGAUUCCGUGCAGGGGUAUUUCGCGUGCGGGAGCUUGCUCGACGACGUUCAACUCGACGCCUUCUCGCCGUUCCAUCCCUUCCCGGAUCCGCCAGCCUCGCGGUUCAUCGGGCUCUGCUCCGCUUCGUUUUUCCCCUCAGUCGCGCCUUCUCCUCUCGCGCCCACCGCAGCCGGCUGCUCGUUGGCGUCUCCGCAGCCGUCCACUGCUCCCCUCGACAGCGGAUUCGACCCGUGGUUAGCCAGCGAAGGACUGCGCGGCGACGGGGAUUCACUUCGCUUGGAGGACGCGAACUCAGGUUUUCACUGGCUCCGGUUCGAGCUGGAUGCCACCCCGGAGCCUCCCGCGGGAUCUGCGUACCCGGCCGUGGCCGUUCCUGCCUUCGGGCGCGAGGCGCAGGCAGACGCCGAAGAACUCCAGCGAGAAGAGGCAGCAGCUCCCAUGUCCAGAGAGGAGACGUCUGCUGUCUCGAUUUGCGAGGACUACGUCGCGGCACCCGCCGCAGAGAGAGAAAGGUCUCAGGGCGGCAGUGUCUGUGGUAACGAUCGGGGGAGCGGAGACACUGAAAGCCAAGGGCCGAGGGCGGAUGCCGCGCAAAGAGUCAGAGGCGGCAGGCACGCAGGUGCUGCUGAGGCCGGCCUGGAGGCGAAAGAUGCAAGCGGGCACGAGGAACGGGAAGCAGGACGGAAGCGACGAGCCGCCGCGCCAGCGUCUGACUCAUCGUUGUUCGCCUCUCUCGGCGUGUCUCUUGAAGGCGCACGACUGGACGAGGACGACCGGUUUCCGCUUCCCGACGCAGCUGAAAUUCGCGAAUCCGAGCGGAAGGAACAAGAAGCCAGAGCGGAGAUGUACUCGGUAUUUUUCAAGCCUCCUGGGGAUCCAGACACGGCAGAAAGGCGACACGAUUCUUCCACCCCUUCCUCGUCAUCUUCCCCGCCGCUCUCUCCGCAUGUACCGGCAUCGUCGCUUCUGUCUGCGACUGUUUCCUCAUCUGCUUCGUCCUCCGCCUGUUUGGCCUCGCCGUCAUUCCCGCUGCCGCCUGAAGGGAUGGCGCGGUGGCUCGAUGGACAGCACAAAGGCGUGACGAUAUCUCCUCACUUUUCGCGUAGUCCUUCGUCUCCGGAUCCUCCUUCCUCCGACGCCUCGGUGCACUGUCCUAAGGCUGCACCUAUCUUUAACGCCUCGCCUUUCCUCUUGUUCUCGCCCUCGGCUUCCACUCCGUCUCACUCCCGCGCGAGGAUUGAUCCCAGUGCCGCAGGCGAGGCGGACUCGGGUGCAGCCGCGCCGGGUGUACAUACACCCCACCCCACGGCCUCGCUAAGGGGUCAUGAGCUCGAGUCGGCACAUGCGCCUGUGGCGUUUUGCUCAGAGGCGCUUCUCCAGUCCUACAAUGACGUCUCGACUGGUGUCCUCGACAAGGGCUCGCCGUGGCUGGCGUUGCUUGACAGAGACCAAUUCGGGGGUCGGAAGGCCCGUGCGGGCCCUCAAGCCCAGAGCUCUUCGACCGACGCGGUCGCACGGCUCGCUGAGCACGAAGCUGCUCGAGAGGGAUGGCAAUUUGGCCUGCAGUUUGGCAUGGCGAAGCUGGAAAUUCUCAUCUGUCGGGGCGCCGAUUUUUCCGUCUCGUCGGGCUCGCGCGCCGCGCCGGCGUAUUCGUCUUCCCGCAACAGGGGCUGCGUCUCGCAUUCAUCGGCCUCGUCAUGCACGGCAUCUAGAAGGAGGCGGAGUGCGCAGACCUUUGCGAGCAGCGAGCCUGAGAGGGCGCAGGCGAGACACCGGAGAGCGCCGCACGCUCCCAGCUCUCACGCGACGCGAUUAGCUCGUCGUAAGCCGGCAACGUCUGCCUGUCGACUCACGCCGAUGGCGCUGAGCGACGACGACGAGGCAGGGGAGUCUGACGACGCUCUCGGGGGCGGGCGGUCGCUGUCCGCGUUCGUCGACAGAGACGCGAAGUCAGGAGUCCCAGCCCUCGCUCAGCACGCAGGAUGCAGGGACGAGGUGGCUGAGGUAGUUCUGCAGAGCGUCGACUUCGUUUUCGGGAAGUGCGCCAACCCGCGCGAGGGCGGAGGCGGCUUGGGGCAGCCCGACCCCCUCAGCCGCGGCGUGAAGGACCGCGCCGUGGCUGAGGGGGUCGCGCAGACAGGGGAGCCCGAGGGAGACGCAGGGUGUUCUGUUCAUGUGGAGGAGGCAGAAAUGGAGACGCAACUCCGUCGCAUGUGUCGCACGGCGGCAGCAGCCUCUGAGCACCUCGUUGUUUCAUCGUCGUCAUCGUCACCAUCCGUCCCCUCCGCCACCGGCGUGGCUGCUUCAGUUCCGGUCUCUUCGCUGGCGCGCCCACGCGACGCGGCCGUGCCUCAGCGCCUCGCCGUGCUGCGGAUUCACGACUUCGCCGUUCGCGACUUGGUGGCUCACUCGCUCUUCUCGCACUUUGUGCGGUACUACGAAGACGAAGAGAAUCGUCCGCGGCUCGCGUCGGUGCCAAUGCUCGCGAUAUCUGUUCAGGAGCAUCACCUGCCGCUCAUUCGCGCGAGCUCGUCUCGCGCAUCCCACGAAUUCGCACUCCAGUCACAGGGCCUGACCGCGACCCCGGCGGCGGCGAGACCGGCAGACGACCGCGAAGCGGAGACAGGGAGGGCGAGAGGUCAGGGCGUAGGAAGAAGCGAACGCCUGUCACGCGUCAUGACGCCGCGCGGAGGUCGAGGUGCGGCAGGAGAGACGAGGACAGAAGGGGCACGCACCGAGCAUGAAGCCGACGGAGGAAGUCCAACAGAACUUGACGACGCAGGCGAAGCGGCGAAACAGCGUUUGCAUUCCGAGGCUCGAAACGCCGCGUGGCGCUGUCGGCACAACCAGCUGGGUGCCGCGGCCGGCGAGUUCGAUCGCGAGGAUGGGCGGCAGGGAGCGUCUGCAACGCGAGUCGCCGCGCGAGACGAGGAUGAUUUCGAGAUGGAGACGCCCGCGCGGAGGGAGGAGAGGAGCCAGAGUCGAGACGCCUCCCCGCUGGAUUACUCUGUUAAAAUCCGCAUGCUGCCGCUGUCUCUCACACUGCAGCAGGAGUCCCUUGAUGCGUUUGAAGAUGUUAAUCGGCAGCUUCGAAUGGCGGGCGUCGUGGAGUGCUCACGUCCUCUCUUCGGCGGCGGGCGCGACGACGGCAGAGACUCCCUCGACUCCGAUGAGCUGGGGACUGAAGGCGACUUCGAUGCAGAAGCCUCUGGGGCCGAUAGGGCCGGAGGCGACUUCGACGGCGGAUUCGGGCGCUACCCCAUGAGACGCCGAGACCGAAAGGGGCGUGAGGUCGCGAGGCCUCGUACGCGCCGAAACCGCACCCGUUCAAGCCCUUCUCCGUCUGCGGCUUCCGGUGUACAUACAGCGCUCCACUCGCAGAGGGCGGGUGGAAGUGCAAAGCCUGAGCGCCUGCCGCGCCGGGGAAGCGAUGCAGACGCGGAAAGGAGUUCUUCUGAGUCGAGUCCGAGACCCGCGGGCGUGACCGACAGAUAUCCCUCUUGGAUGAGUCGACCUGACACCUUCGCAGCCGCUUCGCGGAGUGACGCGCUCUCCGUGGAACCGUACCUGGCAGAGCGUACGUGCGCAACAGGCGGCAGGUACGCGGUCCCCCGCGCGCGUGACGCGAUAGCCUUUGCCGAUGAAUGGGGCUAUCCGUCGGCGCCUGCUUGCCAUCCGUUUGAGUCCUCGCUCGAAUUCUUCCACGACGACGCGUGGCCUUCGCCUUCCUCCUCUUCCUUCUCUCCCUUUUCUUCGUCCGCGGCUUCGCUCGGCGGCGCGUGUGCUUCACCGUUCUUGAGCAGUGCGUCCGCAGUGCUGCCGCGCGACCCAGUGUCGCUUGCGUCGCCGCGCCUGGAGUCUUUUUCUGGCUCUGAAUUUUUGCCGGCCGGUGCGCACUCGCUCGCCGCGGGUGCCCCUGGGAGGAGGCAGUGCGCGAGGAACGAGGACACUCUCUCCAGUGCGGCGUUUGCCGACAGCGUGCAGAGGCGCAACGGGGAGUUGUGCAGGCCCGACGCUGGCUCAGGCGCCAGCGAAGACGACAGCGGCCCCUGGUGUCAACGCGGAGGCGAGCGCGAGCGGCGAGGGCGACGCGACCUUGACGCUGAAGCCGCAGAGGCUCCGAGGCGGGUGCACGAUUACGCGGAGGAAGGCGAGCUUCCAAGCGCGGAGGCGAACUCGAGUUCCUUCAUCCGCGCGUUUGACAUGCCGCCGGUUCUGCUGAGAGUCGACUACGUUCCGCGACGCCUCGAGUCCGGGAGGAUCUGCGAUGGCCCCCUGAGCGAAGUCGUGAGCUUCCUCUUUUCCUUUUGCCGGGUCGAGGGGUUGGAGGUCACUCUAACGCGGAAGGCCCUCCGUAACCUCCCGAGUGCCGAGGCGCUUCUGCAGCAGCUGCUGGCGGCGUGGAGUGAAGACUUCAAUCGCGCAUUGGUGUUGAAGUGCGUCCGUGGCAUCACGCCGCUUCGUCACGCGCUGCGUUUCGGGCGCCGCGCGAAGGCCCUCGCGCAGAAUCUGCUGAGACUCGCUAUGCGUCACUGGCGCGCCGACGUGGCGCGCCGGCCGCCGCUCGAGGUGUUCAACUACGCGCAGUGUGUCCACUUCCUCAAGGCGUGGAUUCUCAGCGCAAGCCGACAAGAGUUCCCUCACCUCUCUUGGGUAGUCCUCAAACAGGUCGUCGCAGUUGUCCUCGCCGCAAGCAUUGAAGGAAUCACGUGGUCUGAGCGCGCGAUGCGGAGUGCCCACUCUGUGCUGCAAGUCCUCGACCGGCGCUGCACGCCAGGCACCUGCCCCUUGUACCCCUCCGCGACUCUGCGUGCUCUACCCGCCCCUUCGCGCGGCCGCGGGGCCCAGGAGGCUGACGGCUUCGCCUCACGCGUCCUCGCGCUGCCAGGAUCCCCCCGCGGAUCCCUCGAAGGCGGCCUGCGCCAAACGCGCGAUGCGCGCGAGCGAGCCAGCGACAUCGAGGACAGGCCGCCAUCGCUCCGCGGACGCGCCGAGUCAGAUCGGCAACUGCCGUCGGUCGACGAGGAGACCGGCGCGCUGGGCAGCUCCGCUACAAGCGCCAGCGGCGAGCGCGGCAGCGAGUGGUUCGUGGUGCAGCGCGGGGCUGAAGGGCGCUACGAGCCGCGCACGCUCGCCGACGGCCUUUCGGACGGUUUCUGCUGCGUGCGGCGGGGGUUCGUCUCCGCUGGGCAAGCCGCCGCGCGCGUCUGUCUACCGCCGGCCUCGCUCCUGCCGUCGCUCCUCCCUCUCCCUCUGGGACUCCGCCGCGACGGCGGGUUACUGCAGAGGGACGACGAGUCUGCAGCGCGUCGCCUCCCUCCCCCCGAGACCGCCGGCUGCGUGAGCCCCGCAGUGCUUGUCGGCGCCGAGUAUGCCCAGGUUCUGGCGAAGCUGCUGCCCGUUUUCAUCCUGAGGCCGAUGCUGGGAUUUACAGAGGGAAUGGCGAGAACUUUGCAGGGAACGCGCAACCAACUCGUUCCGCGCUUGCAAGAGGAGAGACUGGCGAAGCUGCGCGAACCUUCUUGCCGCAUUGAGCAUCUCCCUCAGGACGACGAUGAGGGUCCAACCCCGCUCUGA
Messenger RNA from Besnoitia besnoiti, 23757 nucleotides. RefSeq lists its product as uncharacterized. Gene Ontology annotation, cellular component: extrinsic component of membrane; phagophore assembly site. Gene Ontology annotation, molecular function: phosphatidylinositol-3-phosphate binding. Lineage: Eukaryota; Apicomplexa; Conoidasida; Eucoccidiorida; Sarcocystidae. The record is from RefSeq and is a predicted model, not a curated record. Gene Ontology annotation, biological process: piecemeal microautophagy of the nucleus; reticulophagy; autophagosome assembly. The transcript is spliced from 10 exons. Bases 1 to 23757 code for a protein of 7918 amino acids.